GAUAUUACAUAAUAUAAAAAAUAUAUUAAUAAUUAGAUAAAAACAAUUGAAAGUAUAGUUACACCUGUCAAAAUUUUCAUUGUAUAAUUAUCACUUUAUCCUAGUUUAGUACAAUUAUUCAUUUUUAAGUUAAAAAGUAAACAAACAAAAAAUAACAAACAUUAUGUUAUAAUUUCUAAGACUGCAUUGUGGAUUGCAUUCAUCAUGACUAAUAACAAUUGUACGAGUGUAAACGACGAACAAUUAUUUGCAUUAGAAGUUUUUGUGAAAGAUGUGACUCUUUAUGUAGAUAAAUCACAAAAAAAAGAAUCAACUGAGUUAGGAGUCGAUUUUAAAUUCAUUGACUUUCCUGUAAUUAGGAUUUUUCAACAUGAAUACAACCUAACCAAAACAGAAAAAUCGAAAGAAGUUUAUACUGAUACAAAAUUUCGUAUCAUAAGUUUCAAUUGUGGACAAACAUAUUUAUUUCCAAGAAAUCCAUACGAAUUAAUAAGUGCAAUGAGAUCUUCGCUAUUAACUUUAGAUGUUUAUAAAAUAAAAGGUAUAUCCCUAUGUCCAUACGAAGUUAUAAAAGAUCCUUUAGGCGUAGCAGAAAUUCCUUUGUAUGGAUGUUUAUGCGAUCAAAUUUCGAUGGCAACUAACGAUUCCAAUCACAUGCCAAAACCAUACGUUAUUAAAAACAAAUUCAUUUUAUUAAAUCAAGAACGUAUGAUGUCUGGAAUGAUAGCUAUUUUUUUAAGACUUUUAUGCGUUGGAAAAAAUAGUAUUGUUGACUUUGCAAAUGAUGAAAAAACAUUGUUGUUUAAAAAUCAAAAUUUCCCUGAUGAAUUUCGAUGCAUGAAAGUCCCUAUUUAUGACGAAGCUUUAAUAAAAGCGCAAGAAAGAGAAAGAAAAAUUUGUUUUCCUGAUGAAAAACCUAAGUUAUCUGAAUUGGAUACACCGCCUGAUUCACAUCUCAUUAUUAAUUUGACUCAAAUUUGUACGAUGUUGGCAGAACAAGAUGGACUGCCUAAAGAUCUUUUCUCUAAAUUAAAACUUAAAUUCACUAACAACUGUGAGACUAACGAUAAAGAAGAAUAUUAUUCUUGGACUCCUGAAAAAUUAAUAAUAGAUACUUCUGUUUCUAAUGUACGUAUAAAAUCUCACUUAGGCAAUAGACCUUGUUAUUCUGUUGGUUGUUCUGGUGGACUGUGUAUUGGUGGAAAAUCAAUAUGGGAAGAUAAGAAGUACUUGUAGAAAAAUAAACUAACACAUUGGCUCAAAAUGUAAGUACUAUAUAUCGAACGAAGCGACGCGGAGUACUACACAAAGGGAUACGAAGAGACACGAAAAUAUUGCACGAAGGCACACGAACGUACUGUACGAAGAUACACGAAGAGAUACGAAUGUUUUGUACGAAAGAGACAUGACAGAUGUGAACAUAUUGCACGGAGAACACGCAGCAACUUAGAAAUAUUGCACGAAGAGGCAUAUACGAAAUAAAAGCUUAGAUAAUAAUCGACGAUGUAUAUAUAUUCAUUCCAUUUUAGUAAUUAAUAGCUACGGGUGAUUAUAAGUUUAAAAAACAAUAAAUUCAUAUGAAUCAUAAGAGCAUAUUGCAGGUUAUUGUAGAUGGUAACUAAAGAUAGUUAAUAGCGCGCAACGAGCGAUAUUUGAAACUAUUUAAAAAUUA
Vespula vulgaris is the source of this 1672-nucleotide messenger RNA. RefSeq lists its product as uncharacterized. The transcript has 2 exons. NCBI's taxonomy places the organism in Eukaryota, Metazoa, Arthropoda, Insecta, Hymenoptera, Vespidae. The record is from RefSeq and is a predicted model, not a curated record. The coding region runs from base 205 to 1236 and encodes 343 amino acids.